This is a messenger RNA of Didymodactylos carnosus, 894 nucleotides long. The record is from the annotation of a GenBank genome assembly. NCBI's taxonomy places the organism in Eukaryota, Metazoa, Rotifera, Eurotatoria, Philodinida, Philodinidae.
AUGGCUUGGAUUUAUCACAUGCUCAACAGCAAAGCAAAGAAAGAGAGUAUAGUACGUGAACUAAGUUACACAAUGGUUGAUUUACACGGUCAACAUGUGUUGGUGACAGGUUCGGCUGGUGGAAUCGGUUUAGAAGUUGCAAAAUUACUGUUAGAACAUGGUGCUAAUGUCUCAUUACAUUAUAACAAAUCAUUUGAUACUUUAGAACCGUUAGUUGAACAGUAUCCAAAUAAUACGUUUACUUUUUCCGUCAACGCUGAAGAUGAACAAGCGAUCAUUUAUGGUAUCGAGCAAACUUACUCUAAAUUUGGUGUUAUCAAUGUGGCUAUCAUUAAUCAUGCCGUAUUUGGUGCUGAAGAUGUGCCAAUAUGGGAAAUGUCGUUAGAACAAUGGAAUCGUAUUAUAAACCUUGAUUUAACAUCCUAUUUUCUCUAUACCAGAGAAUGGUGUAAACAAUUGGUGAAGUACAAACAAGAGCACAUACAUUGGCUCACCAACGAUAAACUAGAAGCAUUUAAUGCUAGUUUAAUACUGAUUGGAAGUACAGCGGGAAAAUUUGGUGAAGCCAAACACAUUGAUUAUUCAACAGCCAAAGGUGCUCUUCAAUCAGGUUUUAUCAAAUCAUUGAAAAAUGAAAUUGUUGAAAUAUUCCCCUAUGCACGAUGUAACGUGGUGGCACCUGGUUGGGUUGAAACACCAAUGGCUAAACAAUCGUUAAAAGAUGGAAAACAUUUGAAAACAUUGAAAACGAUGCCCAUGAAAAAAAUAGCGACAACACAAGAUAUUGCACGACAAUGUUUACAUUUAGCCGAUCGAAUGACUAGUGGUCAUACAACAGGUCAAGUGUUAAUGAUCGACGGAGGAAUGGAAGGAAGAGUCACGGGAGAAAAAUAG